Messenger RNA from Aplosporella prunicola CBS 121167, 2429 nucleotides. RefSeq lists its product as uncharacterized. Gene Ontology annotation, cellular component: mitochondrion. The record is from RefSeq and is a predicted model, not a curated record. The transcript has 2 exons. Bases 79 to 2154 code for a protein of 691 amino acids. Lineage: Eukaryota; Fungi; Ascomycota; Dothideomycetes; Botryosphaeriales; Aplosporellaceae.
CCGCCAUAUCCUCCCACUUGCUCCGUAUCUCUCAUGGCUCUGCCAACACCUUCAUAGUACUGACCUCCCCCUGAGACUAUGAGAACGGUCUCUCUCCUAGGCCGCCAAUGCCGACACCAGCUCACCUCCUGCGCCGCCGCGCGCGCCGCCUUCGCGCAAGCUAAUCGUCGCGCAUUUACGUCCUCCGCUCGCGGCCGUCUCCCAUUCCUCAAAUCCUCAUACUUUCGCACACCUCCACGGACAAAUUAUGCCGGCCGCAGCACCGUGCUGCUCUGCGCCUUGAGCCCCGCCGUCUUCGUCAGCCUCUCCAACCAGGACCACGAUGACGAUGACCGCACGGGAGAACAGCUCAUGCUCGAAGCUUCGCGCGCGGAGUUGAAAGAUCAAGUUCCUCACGUGAUCCAGAAUUCCAAAGGCUUCCGGAAGGGAAUAUACUUGUUCUUUGACAAUUACAUCUGGGAGCCUAUCGCGACAGGGCUGAGGUUCCUGCAUCUAGUAAUCAUUUUCGUGCCAGUCAUCCUGACUGUGCCGAUGAUAUGGCUAGGUCCAAGGGUCGAGGAUAGGGACAAUGAGAGGAGGGGGACUCUGUGGUGGUAUGGCUUCUUGGUUGGAAGCAUGGAGAGGGCAGGAGCAGCGUUUAUAAAGUUGGGCCAGUGGGCUGCAUCGCGAUCGGACAUCUUCCCCAAUGAGAUGUGCGCCGUCAUGUCCUCGCUCCACUCGAAUGCACCUGCGCAUUCGAUACAUCAGACGAAGAAGAUCGUAGAGCGGGCAUUUGACGGACGUCCGUUUGAGGACAUUUUCGAGGAAUUCGACGAGAAACCUAUGGGAGUAGGCGCUAUUGCUCAAGUUUAUCGAGCGAAGCUUAAACCGGACCUCACCGCGGCAACCGAAGACGAUGGCCAACCCCGAAACCUACGGCAACGACUAAGGAAGAAUGUCGAUGUGACUCUGAAAAGCACCCCGCAUCGCGUCCCGUCAUCGUACGUCGCGGUCAAAGUCUUGCAUCCAUAUGUGGAGAGGAUUGUCCGAAGGGAUUUGCGUAUUAUGGGUUUCUUUGCCUCUGCCAUCAACGCUAUUCCGACCAUGGAAUGGCUUUCUUUUCCCGAUGAGGUCAAGCAGUUCGCGGAAAUGAUGAAGUUGCAGUUGGAUCUCCGCAUAGAGGCAGCAAACCUUACCAUCUUUCGAAAGAACUUCAAAGAGCGCACGACCGCAUGGUUCCCUUACCCGCAUCUGGAGUACACGACUCGGCAGGUUCUCAUUGAAGAGUUCGCUCAUGGCAUACCACUCGAAGAUUUCCUCGAGAAUGGCGGGGGUGUCUACCAAAAAGAGCUUGCCGAUGAAGGUCUCGAUGCCUUCCUCCACAUGGUUAUCAUCGAUAACUUUAUUCAUGCCGAUCUUCACCCGGGCAAUAUCAUGGUGCGGUUCUACAAGCCCGAAACCUUGGACGUUCCGUCUUGGCGUUACAGAAAGACGCCAAGCUCUGUCGAAAACGGCGUCGAUGUAACCGAAGAGGUGCUACAGCGCAUGCAGCCGCUAAAGCGCAAGAAGAAAGAGUGGGUUGCCCAGCUUGAGCAGCUAGAUAGAGAGGGUUACCGUCCGCAGCUCAUCUUCAUUGACACCGGCCUCGUGACUGAGCUCAAUCAUGUGAAUCGCGAGAACUUCCUCGCUCUUUUCAAGGCGAUUGCCGAGUUUGACGGAUACAAGGCGGGCCAUCUGAUGGUAGAAAGAUGCAGGCAGCCAGACGCGGUGAUUGAUAAAGAGGUCUUUGCUUUGCGCAUGCAGCAUUUGGUACUCAGCGUCAAGAGCCGAACAUUCGCGUUGGGCAACAUCAAGAUCGGCGAUAUCCUCAACGAAGUCUUGGCUAUGGUCAGAGGGCACCAUGUCAGACUCGAGGGCGACUUUGUCAACGUUGUGCUGAGUGUUUUGCUUUUGGAGGGUAUUGGCAGAAAUCUGGAUCCUGACAUGGAUCUCUUCGCAGGAGCCCUACCUAUUCUUCGCCAGGUCGGUGCCCAGAGUGGUGCGGGCAUGAUCAGGGGUGCCGAUUUCUCCAUGCUCAAAGUCUGGGCUGGUCUGGAGGCGCGCAGCUUCCUCCGCGCGUCCGUUGAGAGCGUCGAGAUGUGCGUCAAGUACGACAUGCUAUCACCCAACAUUUAAUCAUUUGACAAUUUAUUGUGGCGGCUUCAUGGUGGCGUUGCAGGAGCGAGAACACGGCAGGGCAUGGGAUAGAGGGUGGAGAGGAUUGAUUGGCUUAGAUUCCUAUUCUUGCCUACCUAUUGUACAAUGGCACUCUUCUCCGAUGAUCGAUGGCGACUAACGUCCGUCACCGCGAACCGAGAUCACCGUCUACCUAGUGAGACGGGGGAUGAUACAAGCAGUCCCUAUAGAGUGCUCUUUGUCUAGCUCUAAGCCCGAACUUACCCUAAUGACCG